Messenger RNA from Rotaria sp. Silwood1, 600 nucleotides. Lineage: Eukaryota; Metazoa; Rotifera; Eurotatoria; Philodinida; Philodinidae. The record is from the annotation of a GenBank genome assembly.
AUGCCUAAUAUUGAAUAUCUUCAUAUAAAAGUUCCUAUCAAUGAUCAAUUUUGGUCUAUUGUUCCAAGGUUAAAUCGACUACGCUCACUUAUAGUUUCAUCUCAUGGUGAUACUUUUCAUUCUCAGGUACAAACUUUAUUAGAUCGAGCACCUCAUCUACACGCACUAACUAUCAAUCAAGAUAAAUCAUUACCUUUAGAAAUGUCAUUAUUCAAAUACUCAAAUGCUUCAGUUCAUGAACUCUCUUUAGAUAAAUGUCAACAUUAUUUCAAUGAAGAGGAAUGUAAUUUGUUGAGUCGUUCAUCAUUAGGUGUUCAAUGUGAAGUACUUUUUAUUCGAGUUGAUAAUCGUGAAUGUAUUAUUAAUCUUGUCAAAAAUAUGGUUAGUCUUCGAAUAUUAAUUAUCGUCUGGAACGAUGAAAAAAAUUCCAAAGACUUAAGACUAACAAAUAUUAACGAUGAAUACCGUAAUAGAAAAACACAAAUUUCAAAUCAACUUGUUCAAUGGUUAAAAGAUCAUUUGCCAUGGACGUAUGUAGUCGUUAGUUAUUCACAAUAUAAACAUAUCUCAAUACGAAUUGAACAGAGAAAAGAAAGAUAA